This is a messenger RNA of Vombatus ursinus (common wombat), 1925 nucleotides long. It is a transcript of the gene ZBTB3, whose product is annotated as zinc finger and BTB domain containing 3. Gene Ontology annotation, cellular component: nucleus. The record is from RefSeq and is a predicted model, not a curated record. Lineage: Eukaryota; Metazoa; Chordata; Mammalia; Diprotodontia; Vombatidae. Gene Ontology annotation, biological process: regulation of transcription by RNA polymerase II. Gene Ontology annotation, molecular function: protein binding; RNA polymerase II cis-regulatory region sequence-specific DNA binding; DNA-binding transcription factor activity, RNA polymerase II-specific.
CCGGCCCCAGAUGGGGCGCCUCUGCCCUCAUGGCCUGUCGCUACCCUCUCUCCCCAGGGCCCCGGGGUCCCUCCGCCAGCUUCCAUGGAGUUCCCCGGACACAGCGAGCAGCUGCUGCAGAGCCUCCGGGAGCAGCGCUCGCAGGGCUUCCUGUGCGACUGCACGGUGCUGGUGGGCAGCACGCCGUUCCAGGCGCACCGCGCCGUGCUGGCCUCGUGCAGCCCGUUCUUCCAGCUCUUCUACAAGGAGCGGGACCUGGACAAGCGGGACCUAGUGUGCAUCCACAACGAGAUCGUCACGGCGCCCGCCUUCGGGCUGCUGCUGGACUUCAUGUACGCCGGCCAGCUGGCCCUGCGCGGGGACACGCCCGUGGAGGACGUGCUGGCCGCUGCCAGCUACCUGCAUAUGAAUGACAUCGUUAAGGUCUGCAAGCGGAGGCUGCAGGCCCGGGCCCUGGCCGAGGCAGACAGCACCAAGAAGGAGGAAGAGCCCCGGGUACAGCCGGCCACCCCAGAGCCCCUGCCUAGCACGUCCCGCGGCCUCAUGCCCCUGCUGCCAGCCCCAGAGACGCCCAGCUGGAGGGACCAGGCCCAAUGGAAAGGGCCCGCCCCGGCCCCUGCCCUGCCCUCGGGCCCCCAGGCUGAUGAGCCCCCGGGGCCCGACAGUGCAGACACCACCCAGCCUGGCAUGGACGCCCCGGUGGUGGAAGGUUCCCUUUCCAGCCCCAGUAGCUCCACGGAAACCGUACCUGCCAGCUACUUUUCCCCUAGUCUCGGGGCUGCCCCAGGGGAGCCCCCAGGGUCCCUGGAAGUGGGUCCUGAGAACCUAGGGGUAGGAGGCCCACGAGGACCCAGUGGGCCAGUGGAGGGGUUCUACCCACCUCGGCCAGCGCCAGCGCCAGCGCCAGGAGAGGCUGAGCCCGUGCAGGUGAAAGUAGAGGCCAUCGUGAUCUCUGACGAGGAGGCCGAGGGGCCGGAGGAGAGGCCACGUGCACCCGAGGGACUCUUCCCAUCGGGAGUAGUUUGUCGGAGCCGCUAUGCCCCACCUGAAGUGUUUGAAGAGGCCUCGGCUGCGGGAGGCUCUGGGCUCGAGGAGGGGGCGCCGCCUGACCACUUUCUGGCCCCAGACACUCACCUUCCCUACCACCUGUUAGCCGGCCCAGGGCACUAUCACCCCGGCCUGGUGACGCCCCCUCCGCCUGCAAACAGCGGCCUGCACGAGGCUCUCUACUUGCCUCCAGAGUAUGAAGUGGCCUCGGGGGGCUUUGGGGUUUUCACAGAGGAUGUCCCAACGUGCAAGACAUGUGGGAAGACCUUCUCCUGCUCCUACACGCUGAGGCGCCACGCCACUGUGCACACCCGAGAGCGGCCCUAUGAGUGCCGCUACUGCCUGCGGAGCUAUACGCAGUCGGGGGACCUGUACCGCCAUAUCCGCAAGGCCCACAAUGAGGACCUGGCCAAACGCAGCAAGCCUGACCCCGAAGGCCCCCUCCUAGGGGUGCGCACCUCACCUCACUCCGACUUCAGCCUGAGAAGUUGGGGGGGCACCCCAAGGUCUCUGGACUUGGCCCCUGGGAGUUUGGGGGAGUGGAGUCCUCUUGAGAAGCGGGAAGGCUGGGAGGUCAUCCUGGCACCGCUGGGGAGGAUGGGUGUGGGGGUCAGGCUGCUGCUGUGCCCUUGGGCCAGGUGAAAGGGAAGCACUGCUUGUAACACAGAGCCAAGGAGCUGGCUCUCGCAUUCCUCUGCCCUCUUCCCACUUCCCCCCUGGGUUAUCGAGGGACAGAGGCCCACUUGAUUAGCUCCUCUCCAGUCGGAUCAUUUGCCCAGCACCACGGCCUUCAGAGUGCCCCUGAAGCUGUCACUUGCCAUCGCAAGAAUUGUCUUAUUGCCUGGGCCAUAAAUGUGAAAGUAAAUCCUUUCUAUGAA